Messenger RNA from Actinia tenebrosa (Australian red waratah sea anemone), 1854 nucleotides. Its product is annotated as methyltransferase HEMK2. Gene Ontology annotation, biological process: methylation. Lineage: Eukaryota; Metazoa; Cnidaria; Anthozoa; Actiniaria; Actiniidae. Gene Ontology annotation, cellular component: eRF1 methyltransferase complex. The record is from RefSeq and is a predicted model, not a curated record. Gene Ontology annotation, molecular function: S-adenosylmethionine-dependent methyltransferase activity; protein methyltransferase activity; nucleic acid binding.
AUCCAAGAUGGCGGACGAAGCGUCAUAAAUCUUCCUUUUCUUAUUUUAGUCUUCUAACUUCCUUAUUUUAAACUCAAAAUAGCUCUAAGCACAUGAUUUAGUCUUUAUAUGCGUUUGUUUAAUCUUUCAAGGUUAUAUUACAGUGAACAGAGUAGUUAUUUUGGAUAUAUAUUAUAAAACUAUGGCGAAUAUUCCAACUCCUGUUAUCUCACACUUGUCGAGUAAAGACUAUCAAGAUGUUUACGAGCCGGCUGAGGAUUCAUUUCUAAUGAUGGAUGCUUUGGAAAAAGAUGUUGAGUUCCUGAAAGAGCGUAGACCCACUCUUUGUGUUGAAGUUGGCAGCGGCUCUGGGGUACUUAUCAGUUUUCUGGCCAGUAUCCUGGGGAAUUCUGCUUAUUAUUUGACAACAGAUAUCAAUGCCCAAGCUGCAGUCUGUACAAGAAAGACUGUUGAUGUCAAUGGAUACCACGUCUGUCCAGUUGUCACAAAUCUCUUAGAUGGUUUGAUACCAAGAUUAAAUGGUAAAGUUGAUGUCUUGCUAUUUAACCCUCCAUAUGUAGUAACUCCUUCACAUGAGGUUGGUAGUUUUGGUAUUGAAGCAUCAUGGGCUGGUGGUGUGAAAGGUAGAGAGGUGAUUGACAAAUUUCUGCCAUUAGUGCCGUCAUUGCUUUCAAAAACUGGCUGCUUUUAUCUUGUUACGAUAGCAGAAAACAAACCAGAAGAAAUAAAAAAGUUGCUACAAGAUCUUGGAAAUCUAGGCUGUACUACUGUGAUGCAAAGAAGAGCAGGUCCAGAAAGACUAUCUAUCUUAAAGUUUACUCAUUGAUACUAGUUACUGAUCAUYUAUAUGGAUGAGAUUCUGAGGGAGUGUCAUUAUUGUGCAGAAAUGGUACCAGUUACCACAGCAGAUAUUUGACAACAAACUGCUCUGGUCCAGUCGAGUGGUUUGCCUGAGUUACAGCUGAGGUAACAGGAACAUUGAGUGAAAUCAUUUUGUAUGAUCCAUGAGCCACAAUUCAUCCCACAAGCACAACCAAUAGCUUUGUAGCCAGCAGGGCAGGUGGCAUUGUUUCCAUUGGUCUGUACCGGAGUGCACUUCAGUGUAGGAACCUGACCAGGAGGACCAUCUCUACCUGGUACACCAGGAGCACCAUCUUUCCCCGGUACACCAGGAGGACCCAUAGGACCAGGAACACCAUCUUUCCCUGGAAAGCCAUAUUCCCCCUUAAUACCAGGAUAACCUUGUUCUCCCUUCAAACCAGGAUAUCCUUUAUCUCCCUUAUCACCACGAUUUCCACUAGCACCAGUAUCACCCUUUGGGCCAGGAUGACCAGGAUCUCCUUUAGGACUAGGAUACCCUUUUUCACCAGGUUGACCAGGAGCACCAUCUUUUCCCGGUACACCAGGAAGGCCAGGAGGACCAGUACCUCCCCUUAGACCCAUAGGACCAGGAUCACCAUUUUUACCAGGUACACCAGGAGCACCAUUUUUCCCUGGCAAUCCUCGCACUCCCUUUACAAUAGAAUAACCAGCACUUCGUUGUCCAGGUGGACCAGGAUGUCCCACACAACCAGGAUAGCCUUGAAUUCCUUUUGGACCUGGUUCUCCCUUGAAACCAGGAUAAACGCUUUCCCCUUUUAUACCGGUUAGACCCUGUCUCCCUGUGAAUCAUCAAUAUUUACAAUUUGUUAGGUUUAUCUUUCUAUCCUUGUUUAUACCAGUCUUGUUAUCAUAGCAUGCUGGCUAAGCGACUUGUGCCACAAGUCAUGGUCAUCACAGAUCGUAGCAGGCAAACAAAUUUAGAAAAAGUUGACAAGUUAAAUAAAAUUGGGAGAAAAUUUUCUUCAUUGAUCA